Messenger RNA from Heterostelium album PN500, 9147 nucleotides. RefSeq names its product DUF3638 and DUF3645 domain-containing protein. The coding region runs from base 1 to 9147 and encodes 3048 amino acids. Lineage: Eukaryota; Evosea; Eumycetozoa; Acytosteliales; Acytosteliaceae. The record is from RefSeq and is a predicted model, not a curated record. The transcript has 4 exons.
AUGAAUAAUAAUAACAAUAUCAACAAUAAUAAUAAUGUUAUUGUGGUAAAUAAUAAUUUAAUUUGUAAACUGAAUGAGGUUGGUUUAACUCAUUUGUUUAUGGGUUCCAAACUGUUUGGAAAGUGGGGAGAAGCAGAUGUCAAAGCGGAAUUGGAGAUUAUUCAGUUGUUUCAAAAGUUUUUAGAGCAACCAUUGGCUCGUAAUUUCAAUAUAAAGAUCAAAUCAUCACAAUUAUCAGAUGUAGUUGCUGAUUUAGUGCAAUGCGUUGUUUCACCACACUCUGAAGCGAUGCUGCUUCAACUCUUACAGGAGCGUCUACAACCUGACGCAGAACGCUCGAAACCAUUGGCACUCUACAUUUCCAAUCUCAAUUGCAUAUUGUUGUUCUAUAUGCAGUCGGCGGAGAAAGCACGUAUCGAUGUCAUCAAGAUCUAUCCCGAUUGGAAUGAAUACACUGCCAAGACAACGAAGCUGCGGAUUGCCACUCCGCUGCAAUCGUUCAGUGUGCCGGCAAAGUCGCUGCUCGACACAAACUUCCUUCACUACCUGACGGUGCUCAGGGAUAACUAUGAUCUAUCGUUGCGAUAUAGGAACAUCUGGAAUUCAGAGUUUAUCAAUGAGGAAGGUAGACUUGGUUUGCUGACGUCUUGGCUGUUGCCUUCACUGGCGGGCUGUGAAUCGGUACGGGUGGUCGAAUAUCUCAUUCAUUCACAACACCAACCGACAAUCAUCUACAAAUCUAUUCGACCGGAACAGAUUAUCACCAAAGAAACAUCGACUACCGCUCCCGUCAAGGGAAACACACCCAACACAGCAUCUCCAGUCAGAGGGAAUACACCAAGAGUGAGUGUGAAUACACAUAAACGUAGUACACCUAGUAAAGCUCGAUCACCUUUCCUAUUGGCUCCGAGGGAGGAACCAGAUGUAGCUGACUAUCGCGAAAUGGAGGACUGCCACACCAUUGAGGAAAUAACUAAACAAUACGAAAUAAGGAGGUUGCUUCGCAAUCAAAGACGUGAGCAAGCUGCCGAUGACGAUGACGAUGGUGAUGGCGGUGAUAUUAUUGGUGAUGGCCUCGCUCUACCAAAUAAAAUCGGUGGCGAUAUCUUGAAACCUUGGAAACGAUCACCGCUUUGGGUUGGACUAAAGUCGUUGAUGCACUAUUUGUUUGUUCAUUUUCUCGAGGUUGCUCAAGAUCGGAAGUAUUCAACUGUCAUUUACAAGUCGAUGAUGACCACCUUCUAUUCAUUGGUGUUGUCAAAGUCGAAACUCUCCAGUCGUCACUCAGAGUGGUUUCCAAAGUUGAUUCAUCGUUGUGAGAAGCUACAGGAGUUGUGUGAUGUUACCAAGCGCGAGCUAGAGGUUGAUACAUUGCCCGUUCAAAUAAUGUUGAUGCUCAAGAGUACAGUGGAUCUCACAAACACAACCGUUCAGGCAAUAAGCGAGCAACUCCAAUCGAAUUGGCAGAAUUAUUGCGCCACACAAGAAACAGAGUCCGAUAUCUCUGCCACCAUUACAUCGGUGGUCGAUGGACUGUCCGAUACAGGUAACCUAUCGACUGUGUUUGACUUUCAGCCACUCAUGGAAUUCCCCUUUGAGAAUCUCGAGCAGUCCACCAGCGCCACCAAACAAAAGGGUUCGAUGGCAGAGCUCAAAGAGGAGCCGCUUCCUAUCAAGAUGUCGGGAACUAUUUUGACAACGAUCGAAGAGCUCAACGAACGAGUUGCAAAGUUCAAAAGUAGAGAAUAUCAUCGCUUGUUGUUGGCCGAUCAGCUUGAGGAAUACCCAUACGUAGAAUUAAAGACACUGUCCAACAUUUUCGUUACGAACGGUGUCGAGUAUCGGGCACUGCGAUCGGUAGAACAACAUUUCUCAACGAGAAUACGUAAUGCUAAACACGAAAAUAUCUUUGAUUUGUCGGAGAACGGGCUGGCGUAUCGCUGGGCAGCCAAGCACAUGAUUCAAAAGCACAAAGUGUGGCUGCAAAAAGUGACUACUCAAAACCAAGAAGCCAUUGCCAGCUUCCGAGCGAUAAAGCUGGCACACAAAGCAGAGCUCGAUAAGCUACAGGCUGAGCUGGCCAAACACACGCCCGAAAAUGUUAGAACCAAAGACCAGAUCAUGAGAGAUCACAAGAAGCUGGAGAACAGAGCAACGCCAACACACGUCAAUUUGCUACCAAAGGAGAAAACACUGGAGCGUGUCAUUGUCUUUGAAGACAACGUCCCGCCUGAGAUCAAAGUGGUGAGAACAGCCUAUGCUUUGUUGAAUCAAGCGAUACAAAAAUCGGUAAAAGAAUCGCACCAUCACCAUUCCUCUUAUGCCAGUUCUGAUUUGAGGUUAUCGAGAUUUAUAACUGGUCAGGUAUCAAAGAUGAUUCGUUUGGUGACCGAAGAAACCUUCCUCAGUUUCUCGAGAACCUACAAUACGGUUGACUAUAAACAGCCGAUCAGAGAGUUUGUAGAUAUCUCUGCUGGUUCGGUGUCGACGCGAAUCGACCGUGAAGUGUUUGACCAACCUACGUUUGUCGAAUUUGCAUGCGAUAUUGUCAGUAGUUAUCUACCGACACUCAAUGUCGAAGAUCAGUAUUCACUGUUGUUCAUCAUCCAGUUCCUCAUUAUGAUGUUUAACUCUACAAAGAAUGCAGUUCUUCGAACCCUCUUGAAGACAAACAUUAUGCAGUGUCGAAAGAUUGGAGUCAAGUGGUUGGAUGAAAUCUCUGAGCAUCUCUCACGUCUGAUGCUAACCGACAAUCAAAAUGAAAGUGCAAUCGAUCUCUACAUUCAAAAGUUACUCUUCAGUGCAAUCUCUAUCAUCUUCACCUACGACCAAAUGCCAUUCACAAAGAAGCUGCGUUCACAUCAAUUGUUCUCGCUGGAGAGCAGUCUCAAGAUGGAUGCCAACGAUAUCCCCAACAAUGAUUUGUUCAUUUUGAUUCGAGCAAAUUCUAUACUCUCUGAGAACUCUGGUAUUGCAUCCAAGAUGCCGGAUACAUCUCUCUCCAAAUAUCUCAUGUUCCAAUCAUAUGUCAUUUCCUUCCGACUGGCUUCGAGAAUGAGAAAAUACGUUGGAAGACAACCACAACUACUCUCCAUGUUCCUCUGUAGUUACUGGCGACUUCCAAUGGAACAUAUGAAUCAAUUCUCACAGUGGACACACACACCUGAAACCAAUUUCUACUCAUGUACAUUCCAAGAGGAAACCAGUAUUCAACUAAAUAUACUUGACGGUAGAGUAUUGGUCAAUGGAGAUCCAAAUCAUCAGCUUCCAUCUUCCAUUCAAUUGAAUGAAAGUUAUAAAUCUGUAUUUGGUAAAUUAAAGUUUACUGUUAAUAGUAUUGGUAAAAAUAGAUGUAUAUGUGGAAAUCAAUACUUUGGAACGCUGAUUGGUCUCUCCAACUAUCUGUUGCUGGAGGACAAGAAAACCAAUGAGAAGAUUCUCUUUGUUCCUCAUUCAAAGUUGAUGCUUGAGAGUGUUGCCAAAACAGAGUAUCACACGUGCAAGCCAGAUUUGGAACAUCUACAACAUCCGCCUUAUUUCCGAUAUCAAAUAAACCAUGAACUCAAAGUGCUGGGUCCACAGGAGAUCAGUUCCAAUCUCUUCCUUGCCUAUCUGCACUUGAUGACUUCGACAGCAAACACUGAUCCAUUCCUUGGCCAGACUGGAUUCGAAAUGGCGAUCACUCUGCUUCAGAGAUUCCAGACCAAUCGUCUGUUCACUCCACAGUCACUGAAUAUCCUCAAUCUCAUCAAGACUAUCUCACCGACUCGUAAUCCCUACAGAAGAAAGAAGGCAACUGCCAACGAAAACAACAGUACCAUUCAAGAUGUUAGCUAUCAUCAUCCACUGCUUUCAGGCGUGGCUUGUCACGAUCUAACUCUACUGCUCGUCAACAAAAUCCUCUCACAGAAUCAAGAAUGUAAAUUCCUCUAUGAUACCAACGAGCAAAGUCAAACCACCAUCAAUAUCUAUGAAAAUGCAAUUAAUAUUGCGAGUUGUUGGCGUAAUCGAAGAGUUCUUUCAUAUCAGAUCACCGCAGAUCUCUUUAUUAGCAUUGUUCCAGAGACUUUCAUCGUUGCCAACGAAGUUGUCAUAGGUAUACGCACGCCCACUGAGAGAUCGGCCUACACCUACAGAGUUUCCGAGUUUCUUAGCAAUCCAGCAGCAAAAUUGAACAAACUGGAUCUUUCAUUCAACCCAUCCUGUGUCAGUUCCAAUCGGAUGAAUUUUUUCAAUGGUGAAAAACAGUCGCUGGAAAAUAUAUUGGAGCUGGAUGAACUUAGCUUUAGCACUCACUAUAUUUCUCUCUAUCAGUUGGCCAAGUCGAUCAGGAAGAAUACUGAUCACAAAUCAAAGCUGGCGCUAUUGUUGUCCUUUAUGAACUUGUUAUCCUCGAAACCUGUUGAGAACCACAAGUUGUUUGACCAUAUAAUUUACUUGGCAACGCUCGCUCCUGAGCUAGAUGCAGAGUUGGAAAAGUGCCAAGAGCCCGAUCUCCGACAGUUCAGUAAUCCUUGGGUAACCUAUGAUUCCAGCUAUAUCAAGAAUAUCAUUGCGCCAACAGUUGGAUCGAGGGUGGCAUCAAAGAAAAAGGAAGAGCCCGAUCAGCUAUUCCAAAAUAUCGAAAAGCUAAAGCUCUGGCAGGAGAUGUGGGUCUCUGACGAGAAGACAAUCAUUGGAAAGGCACCGAAUCUACAGUUUAUUCGUUCGAUUACAUUCAAGGGUUAUGCCAACGAUUUUAUUGUGCAGUUGACACGACAAUAUAAUGAAUGGCGACAUAACUACAGGUUGUUGUUGUUCCUACGCAAUAUUUCCAGAAUUACUUAUAUGCCAAACAACAAUGUCAGUGCUCCUGCCGAUGUGUACCCAGCCAUCCGCGACAAUACACCGGGUAUCGAUAAUAUCAUAAGAUAUACCUACGAUUGGAAGACAAUGGUGAACUGGAGAGAUAGCCAGACGAUCAGACAUAUUAACAUAGACACGCGAUGGUCGAAUAUGUUUAAUCUUGGUUAUGAUAUGAACUUUGAAGAUGAAUUCAUGGCGUGUCUCGUCGAGAAAGAUGCUCACUUCCCAUUUGCCGAGGAGAUCAAUCUACUUUUCGAAGAUCAUGAGGAAACCACAAAGAUUGGUGCCGAUUACCACGAUGCACUCGAGAAUAGUAAAGAACAUCUGAGAACGCAGAUCGAGUCGACACCAUUGUACGAACUGGCAGAUAUCCAACUGGUUCAAGAUAUCCUGAGCAAGAUGUACCAUGAGAUCAACGAAGCCAAAGGUUUGAUUUGGGCAUUCAUUGAAUCAUUCUACAAUUCCAAUUGGAAGAAACGAUCUGCGUUUAUCAAAUGUGGUCUUUGGAAGAAAUGUAUUCCUGUCAAUGUUUAUAAAGAUUUCAUUGAUUUCAAAUAUAAAUCAAACGUUGAUCAAACAAAGAUUCCACUUAAACUCUUUGAAUUGAUUGGAAUUCACAUUCUUCUUGUCACCUAUCUUCAAAAGGUGGAACGUGCCAUCACUGAAUCAACCGAUCGUGAUGCAUUGGUCAAGAUUCUCUCGCAAAGCAGAAAGACAAGAAAGUGGAGCGUUACAGAUCAUCCUCAUUGGGCACUGUUUGAAUUGGAGAGAAACAUUUGGAUCUAUGAUAUUCAAGUGGAAAUAGCAAUGGUACUCUUAAACUCUACAGAAAACAACCGUUGUAUUCAACUUCAAAUGGGUCAAGGUAAAACAUCGGUGAUCAUUCCGAUCAUGUGUUUGGCAUUGAAAGAUCGUAUUGCCAGAAUCAAUGUGUUACCAUCGCUCUUGGAAACAUCGAUUGAAGACAUGCUCUUGACAAUGGGAUCAUCUAUUUUCAAUCGUCCAAUUCACAUCUAUCCAUUCAGAAGAGAUAUUGUCUCUCAGCUGAAUAGCUCUCAACUUCAGCGAAUACUUGGCAAUCUCGAGCUUUGCAAAGCGAAGCAAGGAAUCAUCAUUUCGACACCUGACCAUUGGCUUUCAUUCAAACUCUCUGGAAAGCUGCUCAACAAAUCAAAGAACCAAAUCUCUGCGAUCAUUCAAUGGUCAAACAAUAAUUUGUUUAACAUUCUCGAUGAAUGUGACGAGUUACUCUCCACCAAAUACCAACUCAUUUUCCCAUAUGGCAACAAGACAAAUCUCGACGAGUGUAAAGAUAGAUGUACAACAUUCCAGGAUAUCUUCUUGACACUCAAAGAGCUGAUCGGUAAACUGGACUUUGCAGCAUCGGAUAUCGAAAUCAUUCACAAAGACAGACCGAGUGUAUUCCCAAUGAUUACAAUUCACAAUGAAGAGGCAGGAAUGAGACUUAUGCAAAGUCUUUUAGAUCAGUUAUUGCUAAAGUUUAUAUAUAGAAGUCCACGUAUCAGGGAUAUGUUACCGGUUUUCUGUGGUUACACAACUGCAGACAAUAUUGGAACGGAUGCUCUGAAAAACAAUCCUAGAUAUACUGUCCUCUUAAUAUAUCGUGCAUUGUUUAAAUAUGGAAUUCUUCAGCAUUGUCUCAGUAAGAUCUGGUCAAAGGAUUAUGGCUCACGUUCAAGCAGCGACUCUUUGAUUCAUACGACUGGAAAGAGAAAAGCAGUUAAGGGUGGAUUCUUUACACAACUGGCUGUCCCCUAUCGUGCCAAAGAUGUGCCUGCAGAGAGAGCUGUACUCAGCCAUCCAGAUGCAGUGCUUGGAUUCACUCAUCUCACCUACUACCACCAGGGUCUUUCACUCUCACAGUUUAGAGAUGCUCUCACCAGAUUGAUAUCGGUUUGCAAUCAACAAAAGUUUGAAGUCUACAACUCUUGGAUUCAAUUUGACAGCACCAUUCCAGUGGAGUUUCAUAGUCUCAACAGUGUGGUACUCUCCAAUGAUAUAUUCAUCAAUGAUUUGUAUCAGCAUCUCAAGUACAACAUGCUUGUCAUUCAUUUCUGGUUGAAUGAACUGGUAUUCCCAUUCGAAACUAAACAACAUCCAAAGAAGAUAUUUGCCUCUUCAUGGGAUAUUGUUACUGGCAAUCACAUUGCAGGAUUCUCUGGGACCAACGACACAUCGAUUCUCUUCCCACUCUCUAUCAAACAAGAAGAUCUUCCAUCGUUGUUAUACACCAAUACCGAGGUAUUUAACUAUAUUCUCAAUCAAGAGGAUAAUCAAGUGCACUUUAUUCCUCAGAAUUGCAAUAUUCUCGAUCAUGUCACAAAGACUGAUACAUUUGCAAGAGUAUUCAUUGAUUCCGGUGCAUUGAUGAUCGGAAUGACCAAUUUCCAAGUUGCCAAAUCAUUCUUGGAGAAAACCGAUCCCAGUAAAGCCGAUGCAGUUCUUUACUUUGAGAAUGGUAAUCUCAUUUCAAUGGAUAGAGAUGAUAAGAAACUUUUGUUCCACCAAUCACCCUACGCCAAAAGAUUGAACCGUGUUAUUGUCUAUCUUGACGAUUAUCAUACAAGAGGUGUUGAUAUUAAAUUCGAGAAGGACACACACGCAAUCGUUACAGUCGGACCAAGAAUGACCAAAGACAAGUUGAUGCAAGCAUGCAUGAGAAUGAGAAAACUUGGAUUUGGACAAACAGUUUCAUUCAUGGUUCCAGACCACUUGGGAAUUGGUGAGAACGUUAUCGAUAUCUUUAGAUGGACAAUCAACAAUACAAUACGUGGAAUCGAAAAGUCACUUCACAUUUGGAUGACACAGGGACUUCAUUUCUAUCGAUCACACUGUGCAUCUGUACUUCAAAAUAGUGAGCCUUUCGAAAAGGAAUUCCUUCAACUCUCGUCACUCCCUGAGACAACCACCCUCAAGGCGAUGUAUGAACCUUCAUUUAUCAAACAAGACAUCAAAGUCGUUGCAAACCAUCUCAAGAUUGCAAUGGUUACUUCAUUCAAACAGGAUAUCGAUAGUAUAAGAGAAAUGGAUAAGGUCAUUGCCAAGGCUGCCAAGUCAGGAAACAAGAAGAUGUCGAAUCAGCUUGAGAAUAGGAUCAAAGAUAUUGGUGACAACAUUUCCAUUUUCUCAUCGACCAACCAAGAUGGUGAAGAAGAGCGUGAAAACGAACUGGAAGAAGAAAAAGAAGAUGAAUCUCUCACAGAGAAUAUCGUUUCAUACGAACCGACAUUCGAGCUUACCCUUAAGCUAGUGGUCAAAGGUGAAAGUCCAUUCCUAAUGGUUCCAACAUCCGAAGGCAAUGAGAAUUACCUAAGCAUUGCCAGGCGUAUCAGUUCGGUUGGCAAUGAGAGGAAGUUCUGUAAACAACCAUUUUUGCCCGUCUCUGCUAUCUAUAUCAACACACCUAUUGGUUCACUCCUCACAAGGAACGGCAAGAUCAUCAACGUUUUCGAUAGUAACAUUUUGACGACUCUAGACUUUGUACGUGUCCACGAACCAAACAGAAGCAUCAAGAAUACAAUGGAGUUUUGUCGUUUGAUCAACUAUGUGUUGGUGCUGUGGGAACCAACGCCCGUGUUCAUCUUGUUGUCACAGCACGAAGCAAGCAAGGUCUAUAGCUUAAUUCAAGCAGAUUUGAGAUCGAAUCGUGUGGUCAAGGUAUCACUUCACCAAACAAGACCUCACAUCCUUCCAAAUCAAAGAGAAUAUAUGGAAGCAAUUCACACUCCACUCCCACCAGGAGCCUCAUUUGACUCUAUCAAACAUCUGAUUGUCCAACUAAACAUCAUCAAUGGUUCUAAAUAUUUCAAUGAUAAUCUUGAUGCCACAAUUAAAUUUUUAGGUUUAAGUAUCAGAAAUAACAACAACAACAAUAACAAUGACAAAAAAGAUGACAAUAACAAUGACAUUGAAAACAAUAACGAUAACAUUGAUGGUAACAAUAACAAUAACAAUGAAAUUGAUGGUAACAAAUACAAUGACAAUGAAAUUGAUGGUUACAAUGACAUUGAAAACAAUAACGAUAACAUUGAUGGUAACAAUAACAAUGACAUUGAUUGUAACAAAAAUGAUGGACAACCAGUAGUUAAGAAAGAAUUAGAUGAAAAAGUUAAAUUCGAAACGGAUCCUAAUGUUGAUCACGAUGGAUUCUUAAAGAAUGAAAAAACUAGAUUCAAUGACAAACCUCUGCAAUUCUUAGAGUUAAACUACACAUUUAAUAGAGUAUCUACUGUGUUUGGUAGUGAUAUGGAAAAGAUUGUACCAAAUAUCUCAAUUAAAUAA